Molecule: messenger RNA, 5847 nt
Organism: Bursaphelenchus xylophilus (pine wood nematode)
Lineage: Eukaryota; Metazoa; Nematoda; Chromadorea; Rhabditida; Aphelenchoididae
Source: the annotation of a GenBank genome assembly
AUGCAUCACAAAGAAGUUGCGCCGCCGAAAUUGAACAUGUUGGCCGCUGCUGCCCCUGCAAAGAAGAAACAACUAAUUCGCCACCAUCAACAGCUCCCACUCAAAACACAUUGCCUACACAUACACCUCCCAGCCGAGGACCGUCUACAAGUCAAUCUGAGAACGAAGGAUCCACGACCAGCCAAGCUGAGAACGAAGGAUCCACUGCAAGCCAAGCUGAGAACGAAGAAUCCACUACAAGCCAAGCUGAGAAUGAAGGAUCCACUACAAGCCAAGCUGAGAACGAAGGAUCCACUACAAACCAAGCUGAGAACGAAGAAUCCACUACAAGCCAAGCUGAGAACGAAGAAUCCACUACAAGCCAAGCUGAGAACGAGGGAUCCACUACAAGCCAAGCUGAGAACGAGGGAUCCACUACAAGUCAAGCUGAGAACGAAGGAUCGUCUACAAGUCAAGCUGAGAACGAAGGAUCCACUACAAGCCAAGCUGAGAACGAAGAAUCCACUACAAGCCAAGCUGAGAACGAAGGAUCCACUACAAGCCAAGCCGAGAACGAGGGAUCCACGACAAGCCAAGCUGAGAAUGAAGGAUCCACGUCAAGCCAGGCUGAUAAUGAAGGAUCCACUACAAGUCAAGCUGAGAACGAGGGAUCCUCUACAAGUCAAGCUGAGAACGAGGGAUCCUCUACAAGUCAAGCUGAGAACGAGGGAUCCUCUACAAGCCAAGCUGAGAACGAGGGAUCCUCUACAAGUCAAGCUGAGAACGAGGGAUCCUCUACAAGUCAAGCUGAGAACGAGGGAUCCUCUACAAGUCAAGCUGAGAACGAAGGAUCCACUACAAGCCAAGCUGAGAACGAAGGAUCCACUACAAGCCAAGCUGAGAACGAAGAAUCCACUACAAGCCAAGCUGAGAACGAAGAAUCCACUACAAGCCAAGCUGAGAAUGAAGGAUCCACGUCAAGCCAGGCUGAUAAUGAAGGAUCCACGCCAAGCCAGGCUGAUAAUGAAGGAUCCACUACAAGUCAAGCUGAGAACGAGGGAUCCUCUACAAGCCAAGCUGAGAACGAGGGAUCCUCUACAAGUCAAGCUGAGAACGAGGGAUCCUCUACAAGUCAAGCUGAGAACGAGGGAUCCUCUACAAGCCAAGCUGAGAACGAGGGAUCCUCUACAAGUCAAGCUGAGAACGAGGGAUCCUCUACAAGUCAAGCUGAGAACGAGGGAUCCUCUACAAGUCAAGCUGAGAACGAAGGAUCCACUACAAGCCAAGCUGAGAACGAAGAAUCCACUACAAGCCAAGCUGAGAACGAAGGAUCCACUACAAGCCAAGCCGAGAACGAGGGAUCCACGUCAAGCCAGGCUGAUAAUGAAGGAUCCACUACAAGUCAAGCUGAGAACGAGGGAUCCUCUACAAGUCAAGCUGAGAACGAGGGAUCCUCUACAAGUCAAGCUGAGAACGAGGGAUCCUCUACAAGUCAAGCUGAGAACGAAGGAUCCACUACAAGCCAAGCUGAGAACGAAGGAUCCACUACAAGCCAAGCUGAGAACGAAGAAUCCACUACAAGCCAAGCUGAGAACGAAGAAUCCACUACAAGCCAAGCUGAGAAUGAAGGAUCCACGUCAAGCCAGGCUGAUAAUGAAGGAUCCACGCCAAGCCAGGCUGAUAAUGAAGGAUCCACUACAAGUCAAGGUGAGAACAAGGGAUCCUCUACAAGCCAAGCUGAGAACGAGGGAUCCUCUACAAGCCAAGCUGAGAAGGAAGGAUCCACGUCAAGCCAGCCUGAUAAUGAAGGAUCCACUACAAGUCAAGCUGAGAAUGAAGGAUCCACGUCAAGCCAGGCUGAUAAUGAAGGAUCUACGUCAAGCCAGGCUGAGAAUGAAGGAUCCACGUCAAGCCAGGCUGAUAAUGAAGGAUCCACGUCAAGCCAGGCUGAUAAUGAAGGAUCCACUACAAGUCAAGGUGAGAACGAGGGAUCCUCUACAAGCCAAGCUGAGAACGAGGGAUCCACUACAAGCCAAGCUGAGAAUGAAGGAUCCACGUCAAGCCAGGCUGAUAAUGAAGGAUCCACUACAAGUCAAGCUGAGAACGAAGAAUCCACUACAAGCCAAGCUGAGAAUGAAGGAUCCACGUCAAGCCAGGCUGAUAAUGAAGGAUCCACUACAAGUCAAGCUGAGAACGAGGGAUCCUCUACAAGUCAAGCUGAGAACGAGGGAUCCUCUACAAGUCAAGCUCAGAACGAGGGAUCCUCUACAAGCCAAGCUGAGAACGAGGGAUCCUCUACAAGUCAAGCUGAGAACGAGGGAUCCUCUACAAGUCAAGCUGAGAACGAGGGAUCCUCUACAAGUCAAGCUGAGAACGAAGGAUCCACUACAAGCCAAGCUGAGAACGAAGAAUCCACUACAAGCCAAGCUGAGAACGAAGGAUCCACUACAAGCCAAGCCGAGAACGAGGGAUCCACGUCAAGCCAGGCUGAUAAUGAAGGAUCCACUACAAGUCAAGCUGAGAACGAGGGAUCCUCUACAAGUCAAGCUGAGAACGAGGGAUCCUCUACAAGUCAAGCUGAGAACGAAGGAUCCACUACAAGCCAAGCUGAGAACGAAGGAUCCACUACAAGCCAAGCUGAGAACGAAGAAUCCACUACAAGCCAAGCUGAGAACGAAGAAUCCACUACAAGCCAAGCUGAGAAUGAAGGAUCCACGUCAAGCCAGGCUGAUAAUGAAGGAUCCACGCCAAGCCAGGCUGAUAAUGAAGGAUCCACUACAAGUCAAGGUGAGAACAAGGGAUCCUCUACAAGCCAAGCUGAGAACGAGGGAUCCUCUACAAGCCAAGCUGAGAAGGAAGGAUCCACGUCAAGCCAGCCUGAUAAUGAAGGAUCCACUACAAGUCAAGCUGAGAAUGAAGGAUCCACGUCAAGCCAGGCUGAUAAUGAAGGAUCUACGUCAAGCCAGGCUGAGAAUGAAGGAUCCACGUCAAGCCAGGCUGAUAAUGAAGGAUCCACGUCAAGCCAGGCUGAUAAUGAAGGAUCCACUACAAGUCAAGGUGAGAACGAGGGAUCCUCUACAAGCCAAGCUGAGAACGAGGGAUCCUCUACAAGCCAAGCUGAGAAUGAAGGAUCCACGUCAAGCCAGCCUGAUAAUGAAGGAUCCACUACAAGUCAAGCUGAGAACGAGGGAUCCUCUACAAGUCAAGCUGAGAACGAGGGAUCCUCUACAAGUCAAGCUGAGAACGAGGGAUCCUCUACAAGUCAAGCUGAGAACGAAGGAUCCACUACAAGCCAAGCUGAGAACGAAGAAUCCACUACAAGCCAAGCUGAGAACGAAGAAUCCACUACAAGCCAAGCUGAGAGUGAAGGAUCCACGUCAAGCCAGGCUGAUAAUGAAGGAUCCACGUCAAGCCAGGCUGAUAAUGAAGGAUCCACUACAAGUCAAGGUGAGAACGAGGGAUCCUCUACAAGCCAAGCUGAGAACGAGGGAUCCUCUACAAGCCAAGCUGAGAAUGAAGGAUCCACGUCAAGCCAGCCUGAUAAUGAAGGAUCCACUACAAGUCAAGCUGAGAAUGAAGGAUCCACGUCAAGCCAGGCUGAUAAUGAAGGAUCUACGUCAAGCCAGGCUGAGAAUGAAGGAUCCACGUCAAGCCAGGCUGAUAAUGAAGGAUCCACGUCAAGCCAGGCUGAUAAUGAAGGAUCCACUACAAGUCAAGGUGAGAACGAGGGAUCCUCUACAAGCCAAGCUGAGAACGAGGGAUCCUCUACAAGCCAAGCUGAGAAUGAAGGAUCCACGUCAAGCCAGCCUGAUAAUGAAGGAUCCACUACAAGUCAAGCUGAGAAUGAAGGAUCCACGUCAAGCCAGGCUGAUAAUGAAGGAUCUACGUCAAGCCAAGCUGAGAACGAGGGAUCCUCUACAAGUCAAGCUGAGAACGAAGGAUCCACUACAAGCCAAGCUGAGAACGAAGGAUCCACUACAAGCCAAGCCGAGAACGAGGGAUCCACGACAAGCCAAGCUGAGAACGAGGGAUCCUCUACAAGUCAAGCUGAGAACGAAGGAUCCACUACAAGCCAAGCUGAGAACGAAGAAUCCACUACAAGCCAAGCUGAGAAUGAAGGAUCCACGUCAAGCCAGGCUGAUAAUGAAGGAUCCACUACAAGUCAAGCUGAGAACGAGGGAUCCUCUACAAGUCAAGCUGAGAAUGAAGCAUCCACGUCAAGCCAGGCUGAUAAUGAAGGAUCCACUACAAGUCAAGCUGAGAACGAGGGAUCCUCUACAAGUCAAGCUGAGAACGAGGGAUCCUCUACAAGUCAAGCUGAGAAUGAAGGAUCCACGUCAAGCCAGGCUGAUAAUGAAGGAUCCACGUCAAGCCAGGCUGAUAAUGAAGGAUCCACUACAAGUCAAGCUGAGAACGAGGGAUCCUCUACAAGUCAAGCUGAGAACGAGGGAUCCUCUACAAGUCAAGCUGAGAACGAGGGAUCCUCUACAAGUCAAGCUGAGAACGAGGGAUCCUCUACAAGUCAAGCUGAGAAUGAAGCAUCCACGUCAAGCCAGGCUGAUAAUGAAGGAUCCACUACAAGUCAAGCUGAGAACGAGGGAUCCUCUACAAGUCAAGCUGAGAACGAGGGAUCCUCUACAAGUCAAGCUGAGAAUGAAGCAUCCACGUCAAGCCAGGCUGAUAAUGAAGGAUCCACUACAAGUCAAGCUGAGAACGAGGGAUCCUCUACAAGUCAAGCUGAGAACGAGGGAUCCUCUACAAGUCAAGCUGAGAAUGAAGGAUCCACGUCAAGCCAGGCUGAUAAUGAAGGAUCCACGUCAAGCCAGGCUGAUAAUGAAGGAUCCACGUCAAGCCAGGCUGAUAAUGAAGGAUCCACUACAAGUCAAGCUGAGAACGAGGGAUCCUUUACAAGUCAAGCUGAGAACGAGGGAUCCUCUACAAGUCAAGCUGAGAACGAAGGAUCCACUACAAGCCAAGCUGAGAACGAAGAAUCCACUACAAGCCAAGCUGAGAAUGAAGGAUCCACGUCAAGCCAGGCUGAUAAUGAAGGAUCCACUACAAGUCAAGCUGAGAACGAGGGAUCCUCUACAAGUCAAGCUGAGAACGAGGGAUCCUCUACAAGUCAAGCUGAGAAUGAAGGAUCCACGUCAAGCCAGGCUGAGAAUGAAGGAUCCACGUCAAGCCAGGCUGAUAAUGAAGGAUCCACGUCAAGCCAGGCUGAUAAUGAAGGAUCCACUACAAGUCAAGCUGAGAACGAGGGAUCCUCUACAAGUCAAGCUGAGAACGAGGGAUCCUCUACAAGCCAAGCUGAGAACGAGGGAUCCUCUACAAGUCAAGCUGAGAACGAAGGAUCCACUACAAGCCAAGCCGAGAACGAGGGAUCCACGACAAGCCAAGCUGAGAACGAGGGAUCCUCUACAAGUCAAGCUGAGAACGAAGGAUCCACUACAAGCCAAGCUGAGAACGAAGGAUCCACUACAAGCCAAGCUGAGAACGAAGGAUCCACUACAAGUCAAGCUGAGAACGAAGGAUCCUCUACAAGUCAAGCUGAGAACGAAGGAUCCACUACAAGCCAAGCUGAGAACGAGGGAUCAUCUACAAGUCAAGCUGAGAACGAAGGAUCCACUACAAGCCAAGCUGAGAACAAAGAAUCCACUACAAGCCAAGCUGAGAACAAAGAAUCCACUACAAGCCAAGCUGAGAAAGAAGGAUCCACUACAAGCCAAGCUGAGAACGAAGGAUCCCCUGCAAGCCAAGCUGAGAACGAGGGAUCUUCUACUAGUUCUUCGGAUUCCAGUGAUUCUUCCUUUUCCAGCUCAUCUGCUAGUUCUGAUUCUAAUGAGCAUUUUGACAACGGCAGCACCGUAA